AUGGAUAAGGACAAGUCUCCUGCGCAUGGUGAAGGUUUACCACCACCAUCAGGCAGGUACUCAAGUCAUUUGCCGACUUACAAUGUGAAAACUGAACCCUCUUCAUCACCAUCAUUUCCACCAUUGGCCUCUGGUGCUACUGCAGAACCAGAUCAUUUUGGUCACGGAAUGUCCACUGAAUCUAAUCACUUUAGUCAUGAUAUUAGCCGAAUGCCAGAUUACCCACCAAGAAAAUUGGGUCAUAGACGUGCCCAUUCAGAAAUCGUGACCCUUCCAGAUGAUAUUGGCUUUGAUAGUGACCUUGGUGUUGUGGGUGUUGCCGAUGGUCCUUCAUUUUCAGAUGAGACAGAGGAAGACUUGUUGUCUAUGUACCUUGAUAUGGACAAAUUCAAUUCUUCAUCUGCUACAUCAGCCUUUCAAAUGGGCGAACCAUCAGCUUCUGCUACACCAGCUGCUCCAGCAACAAGAGCGGUCACUAGUUCUACAGAGAAUAUCAGCAUGGGUAUUCAUGAGAGACCCAGAGUUAGGCACCAGCAUAGCCAAUCAAUGGAUGGAUCAACAACAAUCAAAACAGAGAUGCUGGUGUCGAGUUCAGAAGAGAUGUUUGCAGCUGAUUCCAAGAAAGCCAUGUCAGCUACCAAGCUUUCAGAACUUGCCCUAAUUGAUCCAAAACGUGCAAAGAGGAUCUGGGCAAAUAGGCAGUCAGCUGCAAGGUCAAAGGAAAGGAAGAUGCGGUACAUUGCAGAUCUUGAACAGAAUGUUCAGACCUUGCAAACAGACGCAACAUCGUUGUCAGCUCAAUUGACUCUCUUGCAGAGUGACACAAAUGGGCUGACUGCUGAAAAUAGUGAACUGAAACUGCGCUUGCAAACGAUGGAACAACAGGUUCACUUACAAGAUGCACUUAAUGAUGCACUGAAAGAGGAAAUUCAGCACCUGAAAGUUCUGAUUGGCCAAGCAAUGCCAAAUGGUGGACCUAUGAUGAACUUUGCUUGUUUUGGUGCUUGUGCUGAUGCUGGUCCUAGUGCUAGCCAUCAAUUUUAUCCAAACAAUCAAGCCAUGCACACUUUUCUAACUGCACAGCAAUUUCAACAACUCCAGAUACAUUCUCAGAAGCAGCAGCAUCAGUUUCAGCAGCAUCAACUACAUCAACUUCAACAACAACACAUGCAGGAACAACAACAACAGCAGCAACCACAACCACAACAGCAGCAACAACAACAACAGCAGCAACCACAACUACAGCAGCAGCAACAACAACCAAGUAAGGACUUGAAAAUAGAAGCGACCAUGCAGUCUCCAAGCCAAAAAGAUAAUGCUUUAGAGGUCAACCAAGUAGUAGCAAAGGAUUGUUGAGAGAAAUUCUCCAGUUGUCAGAAGUAGUGGGGUCAGAUAUGCCUCCCCUCUUGUUUCAAUUUCUGGAUAAUUUUUUUGUAGUCUCUUCCAUAGAAAACUACAGUUCUAGG
Messenger RNA from Rosa rugosa (rugosa rose), 1466 nucleotides. RefSeq names its product probable transcription factor PosF21. NCBI's taxonomy places the organism in Eukaryota, Viridiplantae, Streptophyta, Magnoliopsida, Rosales, Rosaceae. The transcript is spliced from 4 exons. Gene Ontology annotation, cellular component: nucleus. Bases 1 to 1356 code for a protein of 451 amino acids. The record is from RefSeq and is a predicted model, not a curated record. Gene Ontology annotation, biological process: regulation of DNA-templated transcription. Gene Ontology annotation, molecular function: DNA-binding transcription factor activity.